UGCUGCACUCAUUAGUCACCAAGCAUGGGCAGUGUAUAGCAUGCCAGCUUCUAAACACAGGGCAACAGCAACACAGCGAGGAGCUUCUCCACCACAAAGCAGCAUGUCAAUACUUUAGGACUUCUCACUUCUUUUUUCUACAAAUUACCUUGUGGUCUUGUACAGAUCCAGGUCAGAGGUUUUACCAUGGAGUUGGGGAAAGUUCAUCUGAAUCUAAAGACAGUGCUGCUGACGAUGAUGAUGUUCAAAUGGGGAAUCCUUUGCACAGCCACAUCAGACAAAUGUUUGUCUGCACCCUGCCAGAAUGGAGCUUCCUGUGUGGACACCAUGGAUGAUUAUGCCUGUAUCUGUACCAGAGUGGGGGUCCGAUACAUGGGCAAAAACUGUGAUGAACUCUAUGACGCCUGCUCCUUUGCUCCAUGUGAAAACUGCACCAGCACCCCUGGCACCACAGAAUACCACUGCAUCUGCCCGGACGGACUAACAGGUGAUAACUGCACAGAGGAGGUAGACGAGUGUCAGAGCAACCCGUGCACCGAACCCCGUUCUCUGUGUGUAGACCAGCUGAAUGGUUACUUCUGCAGAUGUCCUGCUGGAUAUGGAGGACGGGACUGCAGGACACAUGUGACUGACUGCAUCGAUGAACCCUGCAGGAACAAUGGGACUUGUGUAUUACGACCAGAGGGCUUUGAAUGCCGUUGUGCACCAGGGUUUGAGGGGAAGAACUGUGAGGAAGAUGUGAAUGAGUGUUCAUCAGAGCCCUGUCAGAAUAGAGCUAUCUGUAUAGACGGAGCGGCAGAGUUCCACUGCUUCUGUGUGCCUGGUUUUCAGGGCUAUAACUGUGAAAUUGACAUCAACGAGUGUGCUUCACGACCCUGUGAGAACAACGCCACCUGCAUUAAUGAGAAGGACCACUACGAGUGUGAGUGCCUGGUUGGCUUUGCAGGAGUCAACUGUGAAACUGAAAUAGAUGAGUGUGAGUCCAGCCCCUGCCACAACGCAGCCACCUGCCACGACCUGAUCGGCAUGUACUCCUGUGAGUGUCUGCCCGGCUUCGAUGGCAUCAACUGUGAAGUUGACGUUGAUGAGUGUGCCAGUGAGCCCUGCCAGAAUGGAGCUGUCUGUCAUGACAUGGUGAACAGCUAUGAAUGUGACUGCAGUGAUACGGGAUUUGAGGGUGACCACUGUGAAGUGGAUAUCCCUGAAUGUGCCUCUAAUCCCUGUCAGCAUGGGACCACAUGUCUAGAGGGAGUCAAAGGAUACACCUGCCUCUGCUGGCCAGGUUAUGAAGGACCAAACUGUGAGAUUGAUAUAGAUGAGUGUGCUGAGCAGCCCUGUGAGAACGGUGGGGAGUGUUUUGAGCGUUCAGAUCCAUCUCACUGGGAGCUGGACUGGGAGCUCAGCUUUGCAGACGCAGCUGGAUAUAUCUGCCAGUGUCAGCCAGGGUUUGCAGGAGAGAACUGCUCUGUCAACAUUGAUGAGUGUGAGUCUGAACCCUGCCAGAAUGGAGGCACUUGUAAGGAUAAGAUCAAUGGCUACACCUGUACAUGCUCUGUUGGUUUUCUAGGUGAACUGUGUGAAGUGAACAUUGAUGAAUGUGAGAGCCAGCCCUGUCAGAAUGGUGGUUGGUGUGAAGACGGCAAGGCGUCCUAUACCUGCCACUGUCCUGAGGCGGAGCCAGGUGAACUUCCUUGGGGAGGUGAUCACUGCAAUGUGAAACUCUAUGGCUGUGUGGACCAUGAAUGCCAGAACGGAGCAACCUGCCAUCCAUGGCUGGAUAGUGGAAAACACGGUCACACAUGCGUGUGCCCUCAUGGCUUCUAUGAUGAGCAGUGCUCCACGAGAACAACGUUCUCCUUCUCCACUCCUGGAUUCAUUCACAUCCAGGUUGUUCUAGAAGAAAGGACCCGGAGGGAGGUUGAGCACCAUGUUCACAGUGGUUUCGGGUUACAGCUACGCUUCCGGACAACUAUACCCAAUAUGUUGCUCUUCUACAGAGGAGAUGUGGACUAUCACCUCCUCCUGGAGAUUGUGAACGGUGGUCUUCAUGCAAAAGCCUUUUCUGAGGAGUCUGAACUGGAUGUCACAUUUCCUGGUUUGGUUAGUGAUGGAGACUGGCGGGAUGCUCAUGUGUUUGUAGAUAAUGACGGUUUGGUCUUGAUUCUGAAAGGCCCUGGCUGUGACAGGGACGGAUGCAGAGUUAUAGAUGCUGGUGCUGAUGAACCACCUUUCCAGCCCUCUGAAGCCUUCACUCAUAUUUAUGUAGGUGGAGCACCAAAGGAACUUUUAGAGUACUCUGUAAGUGCUGCAGGCUUCAUUGGAUGUAUGGAAGACCUGAUGAUCGACUCUAAGCCUAUCCUACCCCAAACACUUCCAGAGGACCAAGGCCAUGAGCUAGGAUGCAGUAAGACUGAAUGGUGUAAGCCUGACCCCUGCUAUGGACAUGGACGCUGUGUUGACCUGUGGACCAGCUAUCAGUGUGACUGCUAUCGCCCAUUCCAUAGUGAGAGCUGCUCUGAAGAAUUCCCCUCAUGGACAUACAGUCAUGAGGACAAAGUGAGUUUCAGUGCCUACGAUGUAGGUAAGAGCCACGGGAGCAACUUCAGUGUGUCCUUCUUCCUAAGGUCAUUAAAGCCAGACGGGCUACUGUUCCAGCUGAGGAGACCCACAGAAGAAGAGGGGGGAGAGGUCUACUUCUCAGUCUACCUGGGGAUGGGGAGGGUUUUUGUCAGCUCUCUGCCUAACAGUGCCCCACUGACUGCUCCGAUAUUUGUGACCACUGGCGAGAAGCAACUUCUACAGGUGGAAGUCCAACACAGACAGGUGAUCUUUGAGCAUGCAGGCCUUCGCUAUGGAAUAGGAGAGAUCCCUGAAGUGAAUGUUAACAGUGGGGAUCAGGCCUAUGUAGGAGGACUUCCAGGAGACUGGGAUUCUGAUGUGUGGGGGGGGCAUUACAAAGGUUGUCUGCAGGACCUUCGUUUAGACUCAGUGCAUAUAGAUGUGGAUGCCUGGAACAGCUCGGAUGAGGAGGAAGUGUAUUUACCAAGUGAUGUUGAAAAUGCAAAGAAGGGCUGCGUCAGUGAUGAUACUUGCAAGAUGAAGCCUUGUCAAAAUGGAGGAGAAUGCACCAUCACAUUCAACGAUUUUACGUGUUCUUGUUCAGAGGAAUAUACCGCAAAGACCUGUGAAACUCGUGUGUGGUGUGUUAGCGAUCCUUGUGUCAAUGGCGGCCAUUGUGUGGACCUUCCUGAUGGAUAUGAAUGUGUGUACAAUGCCACAUUUGAGAACAACCCUGUGCACUACAGUGCUGGAGGCUCCCUGGCUGAACCUGUCUCUAACAUAUACAUUGAGCUGCGGACUCGUUCAGAGAAUGCUGUGCUCCUGAGGGCCUCCUGGGGCUCUGACCUGCUGAUGGUGGGUCUGCUGGACUCUUCAGUACGGGUGGAGAUCCACAUUGGCAACAGUGUCGAGACGCUGACCUUUACAGGAGUUCGUCGAGUGGCUGACGGGAGCUGGCAUCGUGUGAACAUCUCAAUGGCCGAGAAAGAGCGCAAAGCCUCUCCAUGGGUCAUCACCGUGGAUGGAAUCACAGAUGCCAGAAGCAUGCCGGAGCGCACAGGAAGCCUUCACUUUCUCAAUGAGAAGGAGGCCACUUUAGCUAUCGCAGAGAGCUUCACUGGCUGCUUGGGUGCAGUAAGGGUCGGAGGAGUCUACCUUCCUUUUGUGGAUGACUAUAAAGCCCCGCAGCCAUCUCAGUUCCAUUUAGAUGGAAAAUCAAAGAUUCAAUUGGGUUGUACCAGUUCCCCUGUUUGUCAUUCAGAUCCUUGUCUAAAUGGAGCCACAUGUGAAGACGUCUUUAAUAAAUUCAGCUGUGUCUGUGACUUGGGUUGGGAGGGAGAACAGUGUGAGACAGACACUGAUGACUGUGCGUCUCAGCCCUGUGUUUAUGGAAGCUGUAAGGACUACUUAGCUGGUUUUGAGUGCCGUUGCCACCCUGGCUAUGCUGGGACACUUUGUGAUGAGGAUCUUGACGAGUGUGAGCAUCAUGCCUGUGAACAUGGAGGCACCUGUCAGGAUGGACCCAACAUGUACACCUGUAUAUGCCCCAAGAACUACAGCGGCCCUCUCUGCCAGUGGGACUAUCCUCCAAUACAGUGUGGUGAAGAUGUCCAGUGUGCAAAUGAUGCUAUCUGCAAUGAUGGGCUGUGGGGAGCUAACUGUACAUGCAUGCCAGGUUUUACAGGCAGCAGGUGUGAAAUGGAGAUUGAUGAGUGUGAGUCUAACCCCUGUCAAAAUGGUGGUUCCUGUUUGGAUCGACUCAACAUGUUUGUGUGUGAAUGCCCGCCUGGCUACAGCGGUCUAAUCUGUGACACUAACAAACAAGCCCAUAAACAGGGAAUCCCCUGGUUGGUGGUAGCCAUCCCGCUGCUCUGCUUCUGUGUGCUGAUACUGAUCACUGGCUUGACCUUCAUGGUGCUCACGGCGAGGAAAAAGCGCCAGUCGGAGGGCACAUACAGCCCCAGUGCUCAGGAAAUGGCUGGAGCUCGGCUGGAGAUGGACAGCAUGCUCAAAAUCCCACCAGAGGAAAGACUCAUCUGACACCUGAAGGGUGUUAAGAGGGGAUCUGAGCACUGCGGGCAGGCGGACUCAAGGUGAAACUUUUACAUCCUCUGAAUACAUGGGUUGGACUAAAGGAUAUACUGUAUGUUGUAGCAUACAGCCCCCUCCUGGUGGUGACCAGGUACUGACCCAGUGCUGCUGCUCUGUAUGUUACAUAAUUUAACAGAAAUGUGGUAACCAUGUAGUUGCAUUGUUUUUUGAUAAAGGACAUCUGAGGAAACAGCCCCAAGUCCUUUGCACCUCAGAAACUCAUUGAUAGGUUGAGGUAACAAGGGAGUACAAUAGAUACUGUAGUUUGUCUACAGCAGGGCCUUAACCUGUUUUUAUAGUCCUGACCAGUGUAUAGAGAACAAUGUAAGGGCUUUAUUUCAAGAAUCACUGCACAGUCAAGUGCUACAAGCACACAAACUAUGGAAAAUGGCUUGUGUUGCUUCCAGAGUCAGAGGAUUAUGGUACGCCUGUGGUGCUGCUGGAAACUGAGUUGCAUUCGUAGGGAAGUAUUAUCAUUAGAUGUCAGGGGCCCAAGCAGCAUCCAGCACAGUCAAGCAAAUACACAGGGCUGCAGUUUCUUUAUUGGCCACUAGAUGCUGGCUCUAAGAAAGGCUGUAUUGGAGUUAUUGGAAAAAUGUUCCAUCUUUUGUAAUAGAAAGCCAGCACAAUAUAUUUUUCCAGUUUUACUCUGGGUUUUGGUGGUGAUUUUGACAGAUACUGGUCCACUUAAUAGACAUGACAGCUUAAAUAGAGGUAUAAUUACAAGUGCGUGUGUGUUUAAUUAAGUGUUUCCAACCACCUGUUUUCAUGUGCCGUUUAAUUUGCACAAAACAAAUUUGAGUUGAAAUGCUGGAAACAGACCUAGUGAAUAAAAGAUGAUGUGACGCAUGUGACUUCACACAAGCUUCCACUGAAAAGACAGAAACAUUUGUGUUGAGUGAUGAGGAGACUGUAACCUUUCUCACAUUAAUACAUGAAACAAACCGAAAUGUCACAUUUCCAUCAUGUUUUCUCCAACAUCUGAGCCUUGACUGGAGCUCUUUUAAUUCAUCAUCACCAUCAUCUCUGUUUGUCUUCUUCUGCAAUGGCCACCACUGGAGAAUUAGCGCCACCAGCUGUUUAUCGCAAUCAACCAACUCUGAAUAUUCACACAACAGUAAUGGUGCAGCCUGUUACACUCUGUGGUGGUUGGUUGCAGCUUGCUCCUCCAACCUCAGCUCCACGUGGACUGGUUUCACAUCAAACAUACAAGCUUACAUAGUUUUCACAACGUAGAGCGUUGGAUUAAGAGCAUUACCAUCCUACAAAACAGCUAACUAGGAUAUUUCAGACUGCAUUGGAAUGUAGGAUUGGAGAGUACAGUUUCAUAACCCUGAAAACUCAGACACACAAAAUGACAUUGGCGCUGUCACACUGUAACUCCCGCCUUCUAUCAAUGAUGGAAUGCCAUUGGACACACAUCUUGCUCAAUGUUCACUUUAGUUGAAUUUUGUCUGCAAAACCUGGUCAAAAAACAGCAGAGCUACACUCUCUGGACUACUUUACAGCAGGGUGAGGAAGUUUGAUUUUCUGGUUCCACUAACUAACAAAAAUGACAGCAGUGGUAAAUCUAAGCUAUGAGGUUAAAAAAAGUCAUCGGAAUUGAGUGGGUGACAUCAUAGAGAUUGGCAUUAACUCAACUCUUUUCUCCCCACUGAGGGCAGUGCACAGUGUAUUGUUCUAGCUGGAGUCAUGACCAGAUUAACCUGUUAGGGGACCCUGUGGGCAAAAGUUUGACCUUCCACCUACUGCUGUCUGUGCAUUUAGCAUGUACACACAGACUACAUAUGGCAGCUUUAUUAUAUGCCCAGAGAGAGCAACUAGUACUCCUGUGCUAAAUAAGAAAAUGACCUGGCCCCAAGUUUUGUGUCCUUUAAUGUCUGGCAAUUUGAUUAAAGUAACUAAUUUAUAUAAGAAUAUGCACUAUGUGAGCACAAUACAAACUAAAGCGGUGAACUAGAGUCUGACACUAGCCCCUCUACAAGACAGGGCCACAAGAUUAGCUGGUAAUGCACGACCCACCUCAGCUGACAAUUCCAAAAAAUAUUUAAAAAAUGAUUUUCUUUAUUUUUGACUUACAAAAUCCAGGAUGUUUUAUUCAUAAUGUAUUGUAAACAUGCAAUAAAGUGAAAUGGGUUCUGAAGUGUCCCUCUGAUUAGCCAUCCAUUAUCUAAACCACUUCUGCUGUUCAGAGUCACAGGGGGCUGGACCUGUCCAGGUUGCUAGUCCAUUACAUGAAUGACA
Messenger RNA from Siniperca chuatsi (mandarin fish), 6894 nucleotides. RefSeq names its product crumbs cell polarity complex component 2a (gene crb2a). The record is from RefSeq and is a predicted model, not a curated record. NCBI's taxonomy places the organism in Eukaryota, Metazoa, Chordata, Actinopteri, Centrarchiformes, Sinipercidae. Gene Ontology annotation, cellular component: plasma membrane; protein-containing complex. Gene Ontology annotation, biological process: heterophilic cell-cell adhesion; establishment or maintenance of epithelial cell apical/basal polarity. The transcript is spliced from 13 exons. Gene Ontology annotation, molecular function: calcium ion binding. The coding region runs from base 187 to 4599 and encodes 1470 amino acids.